AUGGAGGAAUGUGAAUUUAAAGAGCAUUUUCGAGUAAAUCGUAACACCUUUAAUUUCCUAGUUAAUGAAUUGCAUCCACAUUUAGGCAAAACUACCACAACUAUGCGAGAACCUAUUUCAGUAGUAAAACGUGUUGCAGUUGCAUUACAUUAUCUAGCUUCAUGUGAAGAGUAUCGUGUUGUGUCUAGCCUUUUUGGCAUAGGAAAGUCAACAGCAAAUUUAAUUGUUCAUGAAUUUAUUAAUGCUGUUAAUGACAUUUGGCUCUCUAAAUAUGUUAAAUUUCCAUUGUCAGUGGAAAAUUUAAAUAAACAUAGCAGAGAUUUCGAAGCUAUUCUUGGUUUUCCACAAUGCGUUGGAGCUGUUGAUGGAUGCCACAUCCCUAUUUUAGCCCCUAAAGAUCAAGCAAUUUCUUAUUAUAAUUAUAAAGGGUGGUAUUCCAUUGUACUUUUUUCCGUUGUAGACUGUCAAUACCGUUUCAUUUAUACAAGUGUUGGAUUGCCAGGUAGAAAUAAUGACAGCUAUAUUUUGCAGAAUUCUUCUUUGAAAGCAAUUUUAGAAUCAAAUCUAAUUGAUAAAUUUUGUAAAGAGCUGGGUGAUUCUCUUGUUCCGCUAUGUUUGAUAGGUGAUUCAGCAUUUCCUUUAACGCGUCAUUUGUUAAAACCUUAUCCUGAAAAUUUGGAGCUUAGUGAAAUUCAAAAAAAUUUCAAUAAAAUACUUUGCAGAGCUAGAAGAGUAGUUGAGAAUGCUUUUGGGCGCGUUAAAGCUCGAUUCCGUGUAAUUUGCAAACGUAUGGAAUGCGAUAUUAACUUUGCUACAAGAAAUGUUAAUGCUUGCGUCACUCUUCACAACAUUUGUGAAUAUUAUGACGAUAUUAUUAUAAUAGAAUGGCUUAUGCAUCAUCAUGAUGACAGUCUAGCUCAACCCAAUACAGUUUCUACAACUGGGAACAAUGGACUAGGAAAAAAUGUUCGUGACUCAAUUGCUAAAUACCUUUAUGAAAGGGACAAGUAA
Hydra vulgaris (swiftwater hydra) is the source of this 1011-nucleotide messenger RNA. RefSeq lists its product as uncharacterized. Lineage: Eukaryota; Metazoa; Cnidaria; Hydrozoa; Anthoathecata; Hydridae. The record is from RefSeq and is a predicted model, not a curated record.